UGUUGCGCACAAGAAGUCGAUCACAAGAUUGUGAUAAAAUACGCUGAUUAGUUGAACUAAUUCCUGUCAUCAAGGAAAUUAUAUUAAACCUUUCUAUGAAAGUCUGAAAACGAAAGUGUUACAUUUUGUCUUGUGUAUCUAGCAUGACACAGACUUAUUAUACUCAUUCUGCCAAACUAACCAGUGAGAGUGCCUUGGUGUUUUGCUGUCGUGUCAAUAUACGGACUCCGGUGACAACAACAGCGAGCACAUUCAGCCACUACUCAUCAUUACUCAGCAUAUUCUCUGAAGUGGAAGGAUUUCCUUAUCUAUGGCCUCACUCAUCCUCCCAAGGCAUUCAAGGACAAGCAACAGUCCAUAGGAUGAACCAACAAGCAACAAGUUUAGAGGACAGCUGUAACCCAAGAACUUCAGACAUGGUUCACAAGAAUGAAUGGUGAAUCAAAACUAGGAUUAACUGAAGAAUGGCAAGGUUUAGACAAAAAUCUUGCAUUACAUUUAUUGGUUUGGUGUUACUCCUACUCAUAAUAACCAUAUUUCUUAAGUCCUUUGUGCCAGAAGGUUCUCCAUUUGGACAUCCAUUUAGUUUUGAAUUGUUCUCUAGUAUCAAGGGACCUAGAAAAAAUGAAAUUGUUUUCAAUAAAACGGCACUGAUUAAAGAAAAGUACCCAUACUCCAAGGGGAUCAAGAACAUGGAGGAUAACUUCUGGCAAUAUCCUGUUCCAAACUACAAUGUGCAUGCCUUUUACUACACAUGGUAUGGCAACACGCACUUUGAUGGAAAGUACAUUCACUGGGACCACCCUCUUCUUCCACACUGGGACUCAAAGGUUGCAGCAAGAUAUCCGAAGGGGAAACACAGCCCACCAGAUGACAUUGGGGCCAACUUCUAUCCUGCUUUAGGAGCUUAUAGUUCCAGGGAUCCCUCUGUUAUUGAAUCUCACAUGAAGCAACUGCGAAAGGCAGCAAUUGGUGUUCUUGCAGUUUCCUGGUAUCCACCAGGCAUGAAUGAUGAAAAUGGGGAGCCAACAGAUGACAUUGUGCCUUCAAUACUGGAAGUGGCACAUAAAUAUGAUGUAAAGGUUGCUUUUCACAUUGAACCAUAUAAAGGAAGAGAUGAAACAAGUAUGUUAAACAAUGUCAAGUACAUCAUAGAGCAAUAUGGUGAGCACCCUGCAUUCUACAGACAUACAACAAACACUGGCAAGUUUCUUCCAGUUUUUUACGUGUACGAUUCCUAUCUACUCAAGUCGGAACAGUGGGCAAAACUCCUGAAACACACCGAAGGCAGUAGUGUUAGAGAUACUCCCUAUGAUGGCAUCUUCAUAGCCCUUCUUGUUGAAGAGAAACACAAAAGAGAUAUCAUCACUGGAGGUUUCGACGGAGUCUACACCUACUUUGCUACAAAUGGGUUUUCAUAUGGCUCCACCCACCGCAAAUGGAAGUCCAUUAAAACAUUCUGUGAAGACAACAACCUCUUGUUCAUUCCAAGUGUGGGGCCAGGUUAUGUUGACACCAGUAUUAGGCCUUGGAAUUUUAAGAAUACACGGAACCGCAAUAAUGGGAGAUACUAUGAAAUGGCAUUUAGGUCGGCCUUAGAAGCAGAUGCAGAUAUUGUGUCUAUAACAUCAUUUAAUGAAUGGCAUGAGGGAACCCAGAUUGAGAUGGCCAUUCCAAAAACAAGCCAGACUGUGUACCUGGACUACUUACCCCACAAGCCUGUUGUUUAUUUAGAGAUAACUCGCAAAUGGGCGACAGUAUUUAGCCGUGAAAGGAAGAGAUGGCCAGAAUGAGCCAAAAGAAAAAUGCCUAAGUACUUUGCACAUACUGCAUGAUAUUGUGGAGUUUACAGUGUGACCGAAUAAUUUACUUUUUAAUCCUGUGUAGUAACAUUAAAAUUGUUUAACAGAAUAAUAAAUAAAAAAGUUGCUUUA
Esox lucius (northern pike) is the source of this 1934-nucleotide messenger RNA. It is a transcript of the gene manea, whose product is annotated as mannosidase, endo-alpha. Gene Ontology annotation, molecular function: alpha-mannosidase activity. The transcript has 6 exons. Gene Ontology annotation, cellular component: Golgi apparatus. The record is from RefSeq and is a predicted model, not a curated record. The coding region runs from base 465 to 1793 and encodes 442 amino acids. NCBI's taxonomy places the organism in Eukaryota, Metazoa, Chordata, Actinopteri, Esociformes, Esocidae.